UAUGCUUUAAACGUAAAUUUGUUGUUUACAUCAAUAUUUAAACUAUCCAAUUAUGCUGAGCUGACAAAGAAUUUACAGUUAUACACUUGAAAACUUAUAAAAGACAAAUAGCAAUUCGCAAGAGUGAUUAGUGAAUAAAUAUUCAACCAUGGAAAAUAUUAUGCGAUCUAUGCAAGGAUGCAAUGCUAUUCGUUACGCAUCUUAUAGAGCUGCUGCAAAGAUGCAAAUAUUACAUAAAGAAUUGAAUAUGCAAUAUGUACAAUUGGAAUUAAUAGCAGGAGUAUUUGAACGUCAUAGACUUUCCAUUACUGAAAACUGUGUUAAUUUAGACUCUAGUGAGAUCGAGGAUGUUUUAUCUGAUAUUUAUUUUGCGGCACAAAAAGAAAGCAAUUUCAAUUUUGAUGUUGAUUUUGUAACAAAGCUUGCUACAAAUUACAUUUUGAGUACUUUUGACAAACAAAAUACUGGAAAUAUUUUAGUGUUUUCAGUUAAAGUUGCAUUGAUAUUAUUAAGUAAUGGUAAAUUACAAGAAAAGUAUGGAUAUUUGUAUCAGCAACUAGCUGAUCAUAAUGCAUGUUUAUCUAGAGCUGGUUUGCAUACCUUAUUAACAAAUAUCUGUAAAAUAACAGAAAUGCUUGGAGAAACUAUAACGUAUGGAUAUGAACAGAUUCAGACACAUAUAGAUGCCUGUUUUGUAAAGUCUCAAGGAGGUCUUGGAAUUACUGAAGCAGAGUUUGCUGCAUGGAUCAUGCAGGAACCUCCUCUGCUUGUUUGGAUAACAACAUUCAAUCGAAUAAAAUCUGCAGAACAUAUUGUACAUAAUAUCAGAUGUUCUUCAUGUAAAGUGACACCGGUACAGGGACCAAGAUAUACAUGUUUGAAAUGCACUGGAUACCAUCAGUGCCAAGAAUGUUUUCUCUUAGGCAAGACGUCAAACAAGCACAAGUUGAAGCAUCCAAUUCGUGAAUUUUGUGUUAAGACUUCACAUCGAGAAGUUACAAAACUGAUUAUUGAAUUAAUUAGAAAUAAAUUGAGAUUGUGUCCUACUAGAACAAUCCCAAUAGAAGAUCCAGUUACAGAUGUUACCAGUAACGAAAUAAGACGUGUAGAUUAUGGUUCAGUAAGGAGUACUGUUAAACGAAAGAUUCUCAGUGAUCCGCAAAAGGAAUUACAAAGUAUUAUAAUGCAUUUGGAAGAAGAAAAUCGACAACUGCAAAUUGAAUUGCUCGACAUACAAGGCACCAAAGCAGAAAGGCUACAACGUCAUAGAGCAACUAUCGAAUCUCAAUUGCAGCGACUAAAAACGCUUAAGAAAUAUUUAUUUACUGAUGUGACUCAAGUACCACAGAUUACUCGUAUGCAAAGCACCCCAAUGUUACCACCUUUAACAUCUAGACUUACAGCAUUGCCUCUUGAAUUUGAAUUGAGUCCAAUUAUCAGGCAAGACUCUACAGAUCAACCAAAAACACUUCACAGCAAAAACAAAUUGACACCGGAUUUUAAUACCACAUCAACAAUAGAGCAUACAGAAAGGAAAGAUGACGUCAAUGCUCUUUCUUGUACCCAAGAAGCUUCUACGAGUUCUGGAUUCGGUAAUUUAUCAGAAAACAGUCGCAUGGAACUAAGUACUUGGAUUGGAGGAAGAAGGAGAGAAUUGAGUACAGCUGACAGUGGUUUUUCUCAGUGGUUGGCUGCUGGCAAUUCAAAUUGUAAAGAUAAUUAUGUGGCUAAUGCAACAAUUAAUAAUGCAAAUAAUGAUUCGUCGCUCGUAGCUUCUCAGUCUCCUACAGGCAUUCAUAGAGAUAAUACUCCAUCUUCCUUGCAACGGCCUGAUAAACAUUCGCAACAUAGUAGUUUGCAAAAUAUUCAAGGAGAUCUUAAUGAUAUAUUAGAUAGACUGCAAAAUAUGGUUGCUAAUGACUGUUUGCUCGAUGAAUCGUACGACGGCAAUGACAAUUGUAAAUUAAAACGUGCCACAACUGAAAUGGAAGAUCUAUUAACUGGCCUUAUCGAAGGUAUGGAAUCUCGUAAGAGUAAACUUACUACUAUUGUUUGAAGCGAUUAAUACUUCAAAUCUAAAACUUUAAUAUUGUACAUUUAAAAAUUUUUAUAUUGCAAUGACUUUUUCUUUUAUGCAUAAUCUCAAAUCUUUUUUAACUCUUAUUAUUGGCAUAAAUAUGAAACGACAUAUAAACGUGCCAUUUUAUGACAUUAUGCAUUAUCCAAAGAAAGAACAUAGAACAUAAUCCUUAUUAUUAUAAGCAAUAACUUGUGCACAAAGAUUUAGAGAAUUACAGUUAUAUUUAACACAAUAGUGAAAUAUUCAUAUUCAUUAUUUGAUAGACUAAAGUAUUUUUUGACACUAUAUGUAUUUGUAUAUCUGUGCAAUCAUGAAAGAAAUCUAUUUUGAGAUUCCUAUUAACAAAGAAUUAUAUCUGAUGAUUGUCUAUAAAAAAAAAUGGAUAAGUUUUAUAUAUACAUAUACAUAUG
Messenger RNA from Nylanderia fulva, 2490 nucleotides. RefSeq names its product dystrobrevin-1. Gene Ontology annotation, cellular component: plasma membrane. The record is from RefSeq and is a predicted model, not a curated record. Gene Ontology annotation, biological process: synaptic signaling. Lineage: Eukaryota; Metazoa; Arthropoda; Insecta; Hymenoptera; Formicidae. Gene Ontology annotation, molecular function: zinc ion binding.